ACAAUUUUUUUUGCAAUUUUCUUUUCGAUUUAAAUUUUUCUUUAACAAUUUUAUUUUUUGCAAAUUUUUCUUACAUCACUAUCAUCGCCACGCUGGAUUCGGUGUUGUUCACGUUUAUGGAGUUCUCUUUUUCCUCACGUACUCAAGCUCCUGGACGCAGUAGUUUCCCGGUUCCUUGUCUAUUCGUAGUUGCUAAUUUUUCGAUUUUCGAUUUUCGCGGCCUUACUUUUUAGUUUUCAGGCUUACUACGUUCGACGCGCGGCGGUCCCUGGUCGGGUACCAGUUAUGUCAACGCGGGUUGACUUAAACAAAAAAAUAUAUUUUUUGGGGAGCUAAAGGCUCCUUUAUUGAUUGAAUUCCAACUUAGAACUAACUUACAAAAAUAAUUAUUUCCUAAACCUAGCUUACGCUGCUGCCGCUUCUGCCGUUGGUUCUGCUGUUGUUUUGCUGACGGCGCGGUUCCCACCGAUCGCCGCAUUCCUUCUUGUUUGUAUGUUAGGUGUUCUAUUGCUGAUGAAGUUAGCUUGCCGUUUUGCUGAUGGCGCGGUUCCCACCUGCAUUCCUGUUUGUUUGUUAGGUGUUGAAUUUCUGAUGAAAUUAGUGAAUGCAGGUAUGUGCAACAGGGUGUCGUUUUGCACUUAGGAAUUUUGUUGUCAAACCUAAGUUUUGUGCAUGCGCCAUGCUAACAUAUAGUCCGCAAACCAAUGCAAGCGAACGUGUAAAUAGGUCCGUAAUAGCAGGAAUUAGGGCUUACCUCAAGAACGAUCAAUCGCAUUGGGAUAAGAAUAUUUCAGACAUUGCUGAGACCCUAAGAAGCGCACAUCACCAAACAAUAGAAUGUUCGCCCUACUUUGCCCUGUUUGGUCAGCAGAUGGUGACCCACGCGGAUGAGUAUGAAUUGCUUAGAAAACUUUCAUCAUUGGAUGACAACGUAAUUGAGAGGGUCGACCGUCUUAAAUUAAUACGCCAAUCGGUUACGGAAAGCUUCACCAAAACUUUCGAGAAGUCGUCAAAGAGAUACAAUCUACGCAGUACCAAAUAAGCGUUUCCAGGCCGGUGACAUCGUGUUCAGACGAAACUUCUCACUAAGCGAUGCUUCAAAGAAAUUUUUCUCGAAAUUCGCACCAAAAUUUAUCAAGGCCAGAGUCAUAUCCCUAAACCGAAACUGUAUGUAUGAGCUGGAGGAUACAAUAACGGGAAAAAGGGAGAUAUAUCACAUGAAAGACAUCCAACAUAGCAGCUACUAGAAGUACACCGCACCAACAUUCUAGGUGGCGGGUGUAUGUACCAUGGGUACUUGACAGCAAAUAAUUUGGACUACUUAAAGUUAUUAGCAAGUGAGAGAUUAACUUAACUUCAAUUUGCAAACUCUUAAUUUUUGUUUUUUGUGUUUUUGUCUUCAUGCGCAUUACAGUUGCGGUCAUAAAAUUAAUACCCCUUCGAGGAACACAAACAAAUAUUUUUUUGGUAUUUUUCUGGAAUUAAAAUAAUUUUUUUUCAUAUAUUUACAUAUAUGCAUUUAUAGUACAUAUGUGUGCAUGUAAGCACUACGCACACAGCAAGGAAGGCCUUCUUCGCUUCGUGGGACUGCGUUGCCGACAAAAGAAAAAUCACUUUCUCCUUCUUUCAGAUGAUACAAAACUAGAUGCAAAGAAUUUGGAAUAUCUCAAAUACGUUCCCGAUGAGGAUUGGAGAUCUUAUUUAGACUUCGGAAUCGAAUUUGUAAAUAAACAGAAGAGGCUUGAGGAAAAUCUGGUGAAGGCGCAUAUAUUUGUUCAAAAUGGCAGCAUAUCACACAUGCAGCUCUUGGAUGCCUUACCUAACGAAGAGGCCAGAAAAGACAAUGAUAUCGCUCGGAAACUGUUAGCAGCAAGUCUUUAUAUCCUAAAUAGUAAAUGUCUAUCCCAUGGCAUUGAAGGAGAGGAGUGCGAGAAGUUUUUGGCUAUGAAAACACUUCCAGCGAACUGCGAAUUAAUAAACGACUGCUUCAAAAUUAUAGAAAGCCGCCGUAAUGGACACAACUCAUUUCGAAGAUUAUUGCCCCGCUUUUACCAGGAUGGAAUUUAUGAGGUACUGAAUUCAUUUAAACAUUUUUAUAUAGAAGGAGUUCAUAAUAAAAUGGAAUAACCAACUAUAGAACUAAAUAAAAGCAGUGGUACUGGAGAGGGUUUUCGUGUUAAGC
Molecule: messenger RNA, 2182 nt
Organism: Rhagoletis zephyria (snowberry fruit fly)
Lineage: Eukaryota; Metazoa; Arthropoda; Insecta; Diptera; Tephritidae
Source: RefSeq, a predicted model, not a curated record